Messenger RNA from Rattus norvegicus (Norway rat), 2159 nucleotides. Lineage: Eukaryota; Metazoa; Chordata; Mammalia; Rodentia; Muridae. The record is from RefSeq and is a predicted model, not a curated record.
CCAGAGGCUCGCGCGGGAGUGGGGGGGGGUGAAGGCGGAAGUGGCGGCGCCGGGUCCAGGAGUGGAAAGGAGCUGAGGCUGCAGCCCGAGUGGAGCGGCUGCCAGCCGGGGAACAGGCGCGGCCGCGGCGCCAUAUUGCGGCCCUCAGCGGUCGCCACCGAGCCAUGGCUGAGACCUACGACUUCCUCUUCAAAUUCCUGGUGAUUGGCAGUGCCGGAACUGGCAAAUCAUGUCUCCUCCAUCAGUUUAUUGAGAAUAAGUUCAAACAGGACUCCAACCACACUAUUGGCGUGGAGUUUGGAUCCAGGGUUGUCAACGUUGGGGGGAAGACUGUGAAGCUACAGAUUUGGGAUACUGCUGGCCAGGAGCGGUUUCGGUCGGUGACACGGAGUUAUUACCGAGGGGCAGCUGGAGCCCUGCUGGUGUAUGACAUCACCAGCCGGGAGACAUACAACUCGCUAGCUGCUUGGCUGACCGAUGCCCGGACGCUGGCCAGCCCCAACAUCGUGGUCAUCCUCUGUGGCAACAAGAAGGACCUGGAUCCUGAGCGUGAGGUCACUUUCCUAGAGGCUUCCCGCUUUGCUCAGGAGAAUGAGCUGAUGUUCCUGGAGACCAGCGCUCUCACGGGUGAAAACGUGGAAGAAGCUUUCCUGAAGUGCGCACGCACCAUCCUCAACAAGAUCGACUCAGGUGAACUAGAUCCGGAGAGGAUGGGCUCAGGCAUUCAGUAUGGUGACAUAUCUCUUCGCCAGCUGCGGCAGCCUCGCAGUGCCCAGGCCGUGGCCCCUCAGCCCUGUGGCUGCUGAGACGUGCAGAGCCAGAGACAUGUAGCCCAGACUGGCCUCAGACUUACUGUGUAGUCACAGGUGACCUUGGAUUUCGGAUUCUUUGUCUUUCACCUCCCAAGUAUUGGAAUUCCAGAACUACCCCCAGUGCAUUUAUGGGGUGCUGAGGAUGGAACCAAGGGCCCAUGUAGGCCAAGCAAGUGUGAUCAACUCAGCUACAAUUUCCUUCCCUUUAUUUUCCUUCCUAUCUUUCUUUCCCCCUAGACUAUGUAGCACAGGCUUGUAACGAGGCCUCUAAUUUACUUCUAAGUGCUGGGAUUAUAAGCGUGAACCACCACAUUCUCUGAUUUGCCUUCACUUGGACAAAAAGUUAAUCAGGGUCUACCAACACUUCCCUCUCUCAAAAUAGUGCCCAGUAGAGUAAGUCGGGAAGCUUUGCAGCAUAUAGCCCAGGAUUUCCUUAGGUAAUUUCUAGAAAAGUCUAGGUAAUGCUGUAGGCAGUGAAAGCAGUGGCCACUAUUCUGCUCUGUCUCUCCUGUUUGAGAAGCAUUGGAAUGAGGCCCAGCCUGGACCCUUAGGGGGAAAAACGGACACAGAAUUUACAAACACGGAGGCAUGUAUUUAGUUACCUCUUUUUUCUUCUUUCAUGAUUUGUGCUUUCGAGACAGGAUCUCACUUUGUAGCUCAGGUUGGCCUUAAGCUCCCCAUCCUCCUGCCUGCACCUCUCUAGUCCUGGAAUAUCACGUGUGAGUCGCCACCUGGCAGGGGUCGUGGUAGUUAGGUACUAAAAUGCUCCUUUACAGAUGCAAACCAAUAGGGAUAUGUUCAAAGCGUGAAUCCCCCACAUAACCUGCAGAGGGGCAACAAUGUCAGGCAGUGCACAGACUGGAAAAAGGGGGUCCAGGCAGGCACAGGUCAGGAAGAUACCUAGCAAUGAUCUGACUUGAGGACCGGACCCCUCCAGGUCACAAUACCCUUUUCUUUCAGCUCACCUGUUCUUCUGGACCAGCCCUGCUCGAAGGCUGGGGCUCAGAACCAGGCCCCAAGAGGCCAGGCCCCAAUCUGCCCCAGUCCCAGAAAAGUUACUCCAUCACCCAUCCCCCUCCCCUGGCCUGCUGGGGCCUGGCUUUGGGGCAAGAUUGAGCCACAGGGGAAAGGGGACCCCAUACCUGCUGCUGCUUCCUCUGUCUUGGCUAACUCUAGUCCCCCUCCCCGAGCCCCUAACCAUACCUGAAGAACUCCCAAAGCUUGAGACCAGGGCCAAUUGGCCCCAACGUCCUGCCUGGCCCCGCUGUUGCAAGUCUGUGUUAUUUAUUACCUGGAGGCCUGUUCCAUCCUGUCCCAGUCCUCCAUAAAGCAUUGUUUACACCUGUG